Messenger RNA from Penicillium arizonense, 2091 nucleotides. RefSeq names its product J domain-containing protein. The record is from RefSeq and is a predicted model, not a curated record. Gene Ontology annotation, molecular function: RNA binding; transmembrane protein transporter activity. The coding region runs from base 1 to 2091 and encodes 696 amino acids. Lineage: Eukaryota; Fungi; Ascomycota; Eurotiomycetes; Eurotiales; Aspergillaceae. Gene Ontology annotation, cellular component: Sec62/Sec63 complex. Gene Ontology annotation, biological process: post-translational protein targeting to endoplasmic reticulum membrane; SRP-dependent cotranslational protein targeting to membrane. The transcript has 6 exons.
AUGUCGUCAGACUACACAUACGAUGAGCAGGGCCAAUUCUUCCCCUUCUUCAUCCUCACUUUGACCGGCCUGGUCACACUCCCUCUUACCUAUAACCUCCUACGUCCUAGCAAAGAGCUCGAGAACACUGCUCCCCGCAUCAAAUCUGACUUCAAACCCCAACAUGCCGAUCUCAUCGACGCGCAGAAGCGCAAGCGUCUGCGCAAAGAGCGCCGAAUUAAGCGCAUCGUUACCGUGAUCCUAGGAUAUGCGAUCAUGGCAUGGAUGGUCUAUUUAAUUGUCGUCACGGCUCGGACCGUGGUGAAGGCGUAUGAUCCUUAUGACAUUUUGGGUGUCUCAAGGAGCGCGGAUGAGAAAGCUAUUUCAAGACAUUAUAAGCGCAUGUCGUUGAUUUAUCACCCGGAUAAAAUCCGUCCUGAUCCCUCGAAAAACGAGACGAUGGAUAUGCUCAAUGAGCGCUUCGUCGAACUGACCAAGGCCUACAAGGCACUGACCGACGAGGAGGUCCGUAACAACUACCUUCAGUAUGGCCACCCCGACGGCAAGCAGAGCUUCAGCAUUGGUAUUGCCCUUCCCCAGUUCAUUGUCAUGGAGGGCAAUGGCAAGUACGUCUUGAUGGUCUACGGUGCUCUUUUGGGUGUCCUUCUUCCAUAUAUUGUUGGAAAGUGGUGGUAUGGAUCACAGCGCUACACCAAGGAGCGUGUUCUCGUCGCCAGUGCUGGAAACAUUUUCCGCGAGUACAAGGAAGAUAUGCCCGAAGGUGGCAUCAUCAGUGCCUUGUCCUCUGGCGAGGAAUUCAAGGACAUGCUCAAGGGUGCUCAGGCUGAGUCUGGUUUGGCUAAGCUUGAGAAGCGAGUGUUGGCAGAUGAUUCUUCGUUCCUCUCGGCUAAGGACCGCGAGGCUCUGAAGCAGAUGGACAACUCCUCUCGUCGCAAGGCAUUGGCUUUGCUGUGGGCUUACCUGGGUCGAAUCGAUCUUGGUGACGCCUCUCUUGAUGCUGAAAAAUACGAAGCCGCUCCUGUCGCCCUCUCCCUCUCCGAAGCUUUCACUGCCAUUUCCCUUGCAUUUGGUAGCAUUGGACCUAUCGUUGGUGCUUAUAAAACCUCUCAGAAUCUCAUUCAGGCCGUUUCCCCGGGCUCCUCGCCGCUAUUGCAACUUCCCAACUUCAGCGACGCCGUCGUCAAGUCAGUCGAAGGCGAAGAUGCCAAGGAGCACUUCACCGUUCAAAAGUUCAUGACCCUUACCGAGACUCAACGACGCAGUCUGACUGUCGGCGCUGGUCUCCUCUCUGAAAAGCAAUACGCCGACGCUAUUUCCGUCGCCCAGCAACUUCCCGUUCUCCAACCCGAGAAGAUCUUCUUCAAAGUCAUGGGCGAGAAGGUUAUCACCCCCAGCAGUCUGGUACAGCUGGUUGUUAAGGCACGCUUCAUUCCUCCCGGUAGCACAUCCGUGCCGCCAGUGAACGAAGUCGAUCUGGAAGACAUCGACCCCGACGAGGAUGACCUUGAGGCCCUGAUGGGACGCAAGCCCGCAAAGAACCGCGCUACCAAGCUUGUGGAUGGCAAGAAGGUCGAGAACAAGAUUGAGACUAUUCAGCCACCCCUCGCCCACGCCCCAUUCCUCGCCCGCGACCACUCCCCCCGCUGGAACAUCUUCCUUGCAGACGCCAAGCAGGGCAAGAUGGCCGUCCCGCCGUUUACUUUUACCACAUUCGACAAGCCAAUCUUCGACGAGGCCGGCAAGCCCACCUUCAACGUCCAAACUCUCAAGAUGCAGUUCCAGGCUCCUCCGCAGGUUGGCGAUUACACCUUCGUCCUCAACAUGCUCUGUGACAGCUACCUGGGUCUCGACUACUCAACACAGAUUACUCUGCACAUUGAGGACCCGGCCAAGGCCGCCGCCUUGGAAGAGGACGACGACAUCAGUGAACCUGAUGAGGACUCCAUCGCCGGCCAAAUGCAAGCUCUCAAGACGGGACAACCACCCAAGAAGAAGACGCCCAAGGAUUUCGACGACUCCAGCGAGAGUGACACCGAGGGCGACGCAGGCGAUACCAGCGACACCAACACGGAAACGGAGGACGAGGAUUGA